Messenger RNA from Boleophthalmus pectinirostris (great blue-spotted mudskipper), 848 nucleotides. Its product is annotated as dexamethasone-induced Ras-related protein 1-like. NCBI's taxonomy places the organism in Eukaryota, Metazoa, Chordata, Actinopteri, Gobiiformes, Gobiidae. The coding region runs from base 54 to 848 and encodes 264 amino acids. Gene Ontology annotation, molecular function: GTPase activity; GTP binding. The record is from RefSeq and is a predicted model, not a curated record. The transcript has 2 exons.
GCAUUUGAAAGGGAUUUUUAUUCUAUUACAGAGCAUUGCAAAUACCAGCAAGAAUGAUUAAGAAAACGUCCUCAUGCGAAAACGAGUUUGACAUACCGGCCAAGAACUGCCACAGGAUGGUCAUUCUGGGCUCCACAAAAGUUGGAAAGACCGCUAUCAUCUCUCGGUUUCUCAACGAAAGAUUUGACGAACACUAUACACCUACAAUUGAGGACUUUCACAGAAAAUUCUACAGUAUCCGAGGACACGUUUAUCAACUGGAUAUUUUGGACACGUCUGGAAAUCACCCAUUUCCAGCAAUGCGCAGACUUUCAAUUCUUACUGGUGAUGUGUUCAUCUUAGUGUUCAGCCUGGACAACAGGGACUCGUUCCAGGAGGUGCAGCGUCUGAAGCGCCAAAUCCACGAGACCAAAUCUUGCCUGCGAAACAAAACCAAAGAGAACGUGGAUGUCCCACUGGUCAUCUGCGGCAACAAGUGUGACAGAGACUUUUACCGUGAAAUCCAGGAGGAAGAAAUCGAGCAGCUUGUUGGUGGAGACGAGCACUGUCCGUACUUUGAAAUCUCGGCAAAGAAAAACAUCAAUGUGGACCAAAUGUUUCAAACUCUCUUUACAAUGGCCAAACUUCCCAACGAAAUGAGCCCCGACCGUCACUGCAAAGUUACGCUGCAAUACUGCGAGGUGCUACACAGAAAAUCGUUCAGGAGCAAGAAGUGCAAAGAUGGGAACGCGUAUGGCAUUGUGGCACCGUUUGCGCGCAGACCCAGCGUGCACAGUGACUUGAUGUACAUAAAAGAGAAAGCCGUAGGCGGCAGCCAAACUAAAGAAAGGGGCUGCACCAUUUGUUGA